Molecule: messenger RNA, 5348 nt
Organism: Symphalangus syndactylus (siamang)
Lineage: Eukaryota; Metazoa; Chordata; Mammalia; Primates; Hylobatidae
Gene: DHRS12
Product: dehydrogenase/reductase 12
Source: RefSeq, a predicted model, not a curated record
AGGGCGGAGGCCGCGCCAGGAGCGCGGCGGGGCUCGGCGUGCCGCGCUCCCGGCAUGUCCCUGUACCGCAGCGUCGUGUGGUUCGCCAAGGGGCUGCGCGAGUACACCAAGAGUGGCUAUGAAUCUGCAUCUAAAGACUUUGUCCCUUAUGACUUGGAGGUCCAGGUUCCUGGAAGAGUCUUUUUGGUCACUGGAGGAAACAGCGGCAUUGGCAAAGCAACUGCCCUUCAAAUCGCCAAGCGAGGUGGCACAGUUCACCUGGUUUGUCGAGAUCAAGCCCGAGCAGAAGAUGCCAGGGGUGAGAUCAUCCGGGAGAGCGGUAACCAGAACAUUUUUCUGCACAUUAUGGACUUGUCUGAUCCCAAGCAAAUCUGGAAAUUUGUUGAAAAUUUCAAGCAGGAACAUAAACUCCAUGUUCUGAUCAAUAAUGCAGGUUGCAUGGUCAAUAAAAGAGCGCUCACAGAAGAUGGACUUGAAAAAAACUUUGCUACCAAUACUCUGGGUGUGUACAUUCUCACGACCGGCCUGAUCCCUGUGCUGGAGAAAGAACACGACCCCCGAGUGAUAACCGUCUCCUCAGGAGGAAUGUUGGUUCAGAAACUGAACACCAAUGAUCUCCAGUCUGAAAGAACACCAUUUGAUGGAACUAUGGUCUAUGCACAAAACAAGGUCAGUGAGAGGCAGCAAGUGGUUCUGACGGAGUGGUGGGCCCAAGGGCACCCGGCCAUCCAUUUUUCUUCCAUGCAUCCUGGCUGGGCCGACACCCCAGGUGUGAGGCAGGCGAUGCCGGGGUUCCACACCAGGUUCAGGGACCGCCUGCGCUCCGAGGCCCAGGGCGCGGACACCGUGCUGUGGCUGGCCCUCUCCUCUGCCGCAGCCGCACAACCCAGCGGCCAAUUCUUUCAAGGUUCAGACAGUGCCCUGUCAAGGAGAGGAGAAGAACCUGGAACCGGCGCCAUUAAGGAUACCACAAAUCUUUUGGUGGCAAAGGAGAGCUUUUACUACUUGCCGUGGACUAUAUUCUAAACCAGCAGAAACUAAAGCAACCCGAGUGAUGGCUGCGGCGCUGAGCGCAGGGCUCAGAUUAGAUUCUUGCCUUAACCUGAAGCGGUCUGCAGGCUGCGGGAACUUACUCUUCAUCUGUGAUGGCCUCGUGGCAGCUGUCACAGACCCUCACUUCAAACUCGAAGCCCAUCAGGGGGAUGGAGGAGCGCUUGGAGCUGCACUUGCCGCAGACGGCCUUCCCACACUUGCGGCAGUGGUGCUGGAGGAGGGAGAUAAAAUAGAUGCUCAUCAUGGCUCCCUCAGCUCCUGAGGCCGCCGCACCUCACCCCUCCUGGCAAAGAGAGGUGUAAUCAACUGCAUCCAGGUGAGGAUGCUGAACAAGAGAGCCCCAGAACUAAAGGGAACACACUGGAUGUGUUCUUUUUUGGGGCUCUGUUUAUUCAACAAGGACUGUUGGGUAACACACCUGACAGGGACACCACCCCACUCUCCUGCUUUCCCUACUCUUGGUCCUUUCCAAUGAUCAUACUAGGAACUACAGAGGAACCACCCAGGGGCCAGGUGAUCUUAAAGCGGGGUGUCUGAGAAACUGCCAUCUCAGGAGAUUAUGGUGCUGGAUGAAGGAGAACAUGCAAGAAACCUGAUUCAAUCUGCUGACUUUGGCCAUGGUAAGCCUAGGUAACCUAACAUUUGAUUUCCUUGGGGAAAACCAAACAGAACCAUGGAAUCAGAUUGAAAAUGCUGUAUUAUAAGUAGAUCUAAAUAACUAAAAUUAAUCAGAAGGAGGGAAAGUAAAAUAAAGAGAGAAACACCACUUAUAUAAUUUCAUGGUCUGGUUUCCAUACAAACUAAGCAUGACACCUCUAAUUGUAAGGUGCACUGCAAUAGAGGCCACUAGAAUUCUAAAAUCACAUCCCUAACUGCUUACUGGGAACCAACCACUACAGAAACUGAAUCCAGUAGGAAUGAGCUAUGGUAGACAAACAGAGUAAAUUACUGUGUAAUCACGAGGUGACUCCAGGAUCAUAAUUUACCCUCACCACAACUCCCACCCAGGGGUGUUAUUUCUUCUAAGAUCACAUGGUUGAGCUAUUUCCACAAAAUUACAUUUUGAUGAAGCAUCCAUAUCACUCACCUGUCUUAGACCAAUUUUCUUACUGUCCCACAUUUGCUUGAAGUUCCAGAAGAAAGGCUGAUCACACUUUUGGCAGGAAUCACUGUCCAACCAUUCAGGGGUCUUGUCAAAUAAAGCACAGGACAGGUCACUGUGGCCAGCAGUCAGGACAAUGGAAACCACUGACCCCGAUGAAACUUAUGGAGCAAUCAGGAUGUGUUUAUAAGAAACACAGGUGUGAUUUCUCAGUCAAUCAUUCAAAAAAUAUUUACUGACUGUCUAUUCUGUGGCAGGCCCAGGGGAUGGGAUGUAGUGGUGAAUAAGAAUCUCCACCAUCAUGAAAAUAUGAUUAAUAAUUAUUUAGAUAAGCAUAAGUGUGUGAAGGCCCAAGAGGGAGAAGCACAGAGUGCUUUGGCAGAGGGAUCACAGGAGCCACCCAGGCUGAGAUUCUCAGACAAAUAAGACAACUGAGACCUGGGGAUGGCUGGAGCACAGAUGGGGAAAACGAGAGAUGAGGCUGGAGGGGGCAGUAUUAAUGUUUGUUUGUGAAACAAUUUCUCAAAUACCAGCUUAUUACCAUUAAAAUUAUGUAGUAAAAACAAAUAUUUAAAGACAUGGAACAUGUUCAAUAUAUAAUAAACUAACACAAAACCCCCAGGUUAUUAAAUAGUAUCAUAGCACAGAGUUAAGAGAGACUAGGAGAAGAUACUUAUAAAGUUUGUAACAAACAACUCCUGCAAAUUACUAUAUAAAAAGAACCCCUGGAAAAUCAAUAUGGAAAUAACAAGAAGCAGUUGAGAAACUGGCAGAAGAUACAAAAGAUAUGAGCAUGCAGUUCACAGUCAGGGAAGUCUGAAUGGCUAACAUAUACGAAGAGAGGCUCAAAUUUACUGUUAAGCAGAGAAUGCAAAUAAAAAUGAGAUACUGUUUUACCUCUGUCUCCAAAAGGGCAAAACCAGAAAGGGAGGGAAAUCACUAUUGGUGGGGAUGUGGGAUGUCAGAAAACUCCCUGUUCUCCAUUAGAAGUAUAAAUGAGUACAGCUGUUUGGUUAUUUAGCAAAAUCAAGAAUAUACCUUCAAUUGAUCCCACUCUUGGGUUUAUGGCCCUGAGAGUCUCACACAGGGCAGGUCUGUGAGGGGACACAUAUAAGAAGGUCAUCUGGGCACUGUGUGUGGUACCAGGGAGUUUGUGCCAGUCUACACGCCCUUUGCUUGGGAAACAGAGAAGUAAAACGUGAAUGGUACACACGAUGGGGUCCUAUGCAGAAGCACCACAAGAAACAGCAGGAUGGGAGAGCUCAAAAGGGUUCAAUGGCAAAAGCUGGAAAUAGAACCAGACUAACAGUACAUCAACUACAUAAACUUUUUUUUUUUUUUUUGAGACAGCCUUGCUGUGUUGCCCAGUCUGGAGUGCAGUGGUGCAAUCUUGGCUCACUGCAACCUCCGCCUCCUAGGUUCAUGCAAUUCUCCUGCCUCAGCCUCCUGAGAAGCUGAGAUUACAGGUGUCUGCCACCAUGCCUGGCUAAUUUUUUUUUUUGUAUUGUUAGUACAGACAGGGUUUCGCCAUGUUGGCCAGGCUGGUCUUGAACUACUGACCUCAAGUGAUCCAUGUGCCUCGGCCUCCCAACAGCUGGGAUUACAGGCGUAAGCCACUGUGCCCGGCUGAGUUAUGUAAACUUUAAAACACACACAGAGACACACACACACACAAACACACACACACACCUUUUAUAAGGAAGCAUGUGUGUUCAGGACACACAUCAAACACAUCAUAGUGGGUAUCUGUGAGGAGGCAUUUGAGAGUUAAGGACCAAUAAAGGGGAAAAAAUAAAUCAGCAUAUUUGUGCUUCUAUUUUUGGUUAAAAAAAAAAAGUCUUACACACGUGUUAUGUGUAGAGAAAAAUGUUAGGAAGGAUGUAUGCCAACAUGUUCAGAGUGAUAUUCUGGGUGGUGGUAGUAUGAGUAAUUGACAUCUUUUCUAUUUACUAAUGAGCAUUUUGUAACUUUUCUACCAAGAAUGUUAUAUACUAUACUUUUAAAAAAUGCUAAAAGUUAACAAAACAAAAAUGGAUUUCAUUAACUGUAUAAAACACCUGCUGAACCUAUGCGAUGUCACUCGAUCUACAUCCAGCCACUCAAGGUCUUCCAUUGUCUGCCCUUAUCUUUCAGGUAGCUGCCAUCCUCUCAUCUCUGACUGCUUCUCUAAACCGCUCAUGAGCGUUAAUGCACCACAUCAACCUAUCGUGUUCACCUUGUCCUUACUCUUGCUGUUUCUUGGCCUGCAAAGCCCAUGUGCUCCUGCUCAGAGCACAUCCAGACUCUGUUGAUCCUUCAGCACAAUGUUCCUCCCUCAAUCCUUCACUGGGAACAUUAGCCAAUGAUGACUCCAUCACUUCUAAAAUACCCAGCGCUGAUGCUCUAGCAUAUAUCAACUAUAAUUUCAUCAUUUACACCAUUUAAUAGAAUUCUGAAGUUUCCUCCUACAAGCCUUUUCUUCCAGAAAGUCUGUCAGUACUUCAGGUUAGAGAUGACUUCAAUAUAUGUCACAGACCUCCCAAGGUGAGCAUCACACAGCACUUAUAACCACGAAGCAGCUCCACAGAGGCUAAGAUUAAAACAAAAAUCUCAGGAAAUUUAUGUUUAUAAAAAUGAUACUUGUAAAAAAAAUGAAUGGAACCAUCUCCAUUGCUUAUUUAGAGUGUUGACUCACUGAAUAAGAUUUUAAAUUAGUCAACAGUAUUGGGUGCCUCUAUAUCUGUGUAUCAAUAGGCUCAUAAACAAGGUUGCUCAAAGAACUGCCCAUCAACCACUUGGUUUCAUCUCUGGACACCACACUGUUAUCCUCCUUUGGCCUCUGUCCAUAAAGGGUCCAGGCUACGUGCACCAAAGGAAAAGAAUUGGGUCCUUCUCCCCUCCCCUGGUUUGGUUAGAAGGGCCCAGAAAGAAGUCAGGACAGACCAGGUGUGACUGUCCCUAACCCAAAGCAGGCUACCAUGCAGAACCCAACUCAGGACAUAAUCACCAGCCAUGCGGGAACAUGGUUAGCAUAACCGGCACUCAUCGCAACGAUCCCAGCCUUUGUAUUAAUGGUGCCAAGUAUAGUUUUCAAAAGCAAUGUUCUACAAUUCCCCACCUUCUGACAGUAAUGAUCAUUUUGAUUAGUUACUAACAGAAGUCCUAUGGACUUAAGAUCUGAGCAAAUAAAGCUUUAAUCUUCUUAAGCAUAUAA